Messenger RNA from Physella acuta, 1186 nucleotides. RefSeq names its product oxidoreductase NAD-binding domain-containing protein 1. The record is from RefSeq and is a predicted model, not a curated record. Gene Ontology annotation, molecular function: oxidoreductase activity. Gene Ontology annotation, cellular component: mitochondrion. NCBI's taxonomy places the organism in Eukaryota, Metazoa, Mollusca, Gastropoda, Physidae.
UUACUAGGCUAAUUUAUUAUUUGGCAAAUUAGAAAGAUAUUCCUCAUCUAACAUCUAUCUUACUUGGAUAUUCUCUUUAGCUUGCUUAUAAUUUCACUUGCAAAGCAAAUUCAGCUGAUUUCAACAAUAUGGUUUUAAAGGUUUUCGAUAACUUACAGCAAGUUUGUAAAAUCUUUUCUUCAUUACUUAUUCAAUAUAAAUUAAAAAGGUUUACCAACCCAUGUAGGAAAAUGUCAGUUGGUCGCGAAUCAGAUCACAUCAGUAGAACCGCUGGCUGCAGAAGAGAGGAGGAAGUUUCAACUGCUGAAGUUGUAGAGAUACAAAGAAUAUCUGGAACAGUGAGAUUAUUGAAGCUUUAUGUUUAUGACUCCUUCACUUUUAAAGCAGGCCAGUGGGUGGAUAUGUUUAUCCCUGGUAUAUCAGUUAUUGGUGGAUUUUCUAUCUGCUCAUCACCUCAUCUCCUAGCAACAGAGAGAAUUAUCCACUUAGCUGUCAAAUUUGCUGACCACCCUCCUGCAUAUUGGGUCCACAAAAAGUGCAAAGUUGGUGACAAAGUCCAGCUGAGAGCAGGUGGAGAUUUUUACUAUGACCCUCCUGAUGCUGCAAGUGGUCAAGAUUUACUUCUGCUGGCAGGUGGCGUGGGCAUCAACCCAUUGUUUAGCAUGUUGCAACAUUUUCUUCACAUCAACCCUGGUCAGAGCAGUCCAAGUGGAGACAAUCCCAGCAGAAAAGCUGCCCUGUUAUAUAGUGCUCAAACCCCAGAGGAACUAAUAUUUAAGGAUGAUUUGCUGAAGUUGUCUGAGAAAAAGCAUGUGUUCAUAAAGAAGUUCAUUACCAGAUGUGGACCACAGGAGAUGAAGGGAAAUGCCUUUUCAGCUAGUAGAAUUCAACUAGAAGAUAUAAAAACUGCUUUAAUACAGUUGGACAAACAGAAGUCUGAUGUGUACAUAUGUGGACCUUACCCAUUUAUCCAAACCAUGGAAGAAUACUGUGUUAAGUUGGGCAUUAACAAUAGACAAAUUCAUUUUGAAAAGUGGUGGUAGUACAGUGUUGGUUAAUGUGGUUGUAUUUAAUUCUGUGAUAUGGCAAUAUUGUGUUGGUGUAUUAAAUUAUCAACAUUAAACUGAAACCUUCACGUUAAUCUUCAUAAUUUCAGUGGUGUAUUUGUGCUGUUUUACUUAUGGCG